UAUUCGUGUCGCUGAUCUUGCGAGAAUAUUGUGAAGAUAUACUCUGACACUCUGACGUGACGUUGAUCUUGGCUCAUGUGCUUGAGACGUGAGGCUGACAUCCGGACAAGCCAGAGGCCACCGUUACCCGCCAAACCAGCGGCUCAAGCUCAAUCGUAUCUCGUCUGCCGCCCACCCGAACGCCGCACGGACGCGGCACACGGCGGCUAAUCGAGCGGCAUGAGGAGCUCGGCGGGGCCGCGCGCGGCGGGCGACGUCGACUUGGAGCUGCUCAAGGCGGUGGCGCAGGCGUGGCACGCGCACUCGGGCAACCCGCGGCCGUCGCGGGCGUCGGAGACUGGCGGCGACGACAGCGACGCGCCCGGCGCCGGCGGCGCGCGCACCCGCGCGGGCGCGUCGCGGCACCGGCCGUCGCGGUUCAAGCUGGAGGCCAUGGCCGCGGCGGCCGCCGCCGCGGCAGCUCCGCCCCGCGAGGCGGCGUGGGACUUCGCGCGGUCGCUGUGGGACACGUACGAGCUCGUCAGCGUGGCGCGGAAGCUCGAGUCCGGUCUCGUCAUCGCCGACCACGCCGCCGCGGCGCCGGCCGUGCCGCGGGGCGGAGACGCGCGGGGAGCAGGGAAGCGGGCCAAGGAGAGCGGGCGCAGCUUGAGGAGCCUGUUCCUGCGCUCCACGUCCAGGAGGUUCGGGGAACCAAACAGCUAAGAAUGCACAUUUGAGGUCUGUGGCAUCGCAGUUGUCAAGUUUGCUCAAAUUUCAGAAAUGGCAAGAAAGAAAACAGAUACAUCAGCACCCCAUAUUCCCAUGUCUUUCAAAGUUUUCAGCAUCUGAACGAGCUCAGUAUGAAUUCCAGCGCUGCUGCACUGGUCGAUUUGGGUAAAGCAUUUCGAGGUUCAAAUUUCAAUUAACAUUCACUU
Molecule: messenger RNA, 914 nt
Organism: Panicum virgatum (switchgrass)
Lineage: Eukaryota; Viridiplantae; Streptophyta; Magnoliopsida; Poales; Poaceae
Exons: 1
Coding region: 220-702 (160 amino acids)
Source: RefSeq, a predicted model, not a curated record